CAAAGGAAACAUUUUAAUUUCGGAAGAAACAAACACAAUGGUUUUCGAGAUGAAAAAUGUCCGAUUGUUUUUGGUUUUAAAAAUAUUUUUCUCAAUCAAUGUGAUUCCAGUUAAGUGUACCAGCUACUGCUACUGCUACUACAACUACUAUUAUUCAGGAUAUAGAGAGACCUGCUACUACUACUACUAUUACUACUACUACAGCGGGGGCCCGACGUCAGGCGCGAUUGCCGGAAUUGUGGUCAACAGUGUUUUUAGUUUUAUCGGGUUCGUGUGUCUCGUGAAAAACUGCGUCAAAGUCUGUAAAGAGCCGAACCAUGUUCCAAUGGAUGUCCGGCCAGCACCACCAGCACAGACAACGGUCUCCUACAUCGAUACUACGUAACAUGAUCAUGGAGUGUGUGUGCUAUACCAGCCGCCCCCGAAUCCUGUCUAUCCACCUCCGUACCACGCAAACCCGUCAGUAUCCACUCUCACUAUAUUAAUCAAUGUGAGCCCCCUCCAAGAAGAUGUGUGAAUGCUUUAUUGUGAGAAUAACUUGGCAAUAUGAAAUUAUGUUGUCACCAAUAAUUAUAUUUGCACAACAGGAUUUAGAUAGAUUCUGUGAAAUAGUGUAAUUCA
Ostrea edulis (European flat oyster) is the source of this 621-nucleotide messenger RNA. RefSeq lists its product as uncharacterized. The transcript is spliced from 4 exons. Bases 38 to 385 code for a protein of 115 amino acids. The record is from RefSeq and is a predicted model, not a curated record. Lineage: Eukaryota; Metazoa; Mollusca; Bivalvia; Ostreida; Ostreidae.